UCAGUCAGCAUGAGAAGUCGAUCUGGCAUGCUUUGAUCGCGUUGGGGUCAUUACACGAAAAUUUCGAAAACGACCAACAAAUUCCGGGUCUAUGGCUCUCUCGAUACGGACAGGAUAAUUUUGCUCUUCAAGAAUAUGUGACUGCGAUUAGGGCUCUCCUUCCUCCAACCGACUCGCACUCCCUUGAGAACACGGACUCCUCGAAACUGACAGUGGAUGUUUUCUUGAUAUCAUGCAUGUUGUUCGCUUGUUUCGAGAUUCUAUCGAGCCACUAUGACUCCGCUAUAAGACAUAUCAGGAGUGGUAUCAAGAUCAUGAAUGAGGUUCACUGCGACCCUCGAUCAGGCACAUUCUGCCACCCGAGCCUCCGCUCGUCUACAGUGACCGCAUUGGAAAUGGAUAGUUUGCGGAAAAUGCUUGUUCGUCUGCAGGAUCAAGCACUGACCCUCACGCGCGAAGAAGUCGAUAUGCAACUGUCCCAGUCCGUGAUGAUAAGGGAAACUGACACCGAAAUCCCCGAGGUCUUUCGCUCUAUCGGCGAAGCACGCGAUAUAUUCGAAUAUUACAGAUGCAAGGCGGGUCGACAAUUCCGUGCGUUGGAUACCGCAGACUCUGACAAUCUCACGGGCCUUCUGCAUCACUAUUCUCAACUUUUAGGUAAGCUGACCGUGGCGUUGAAUAAUUUCGAGCGCACUCGAGGUCCACUUCUUACCGCCAGAGACAAGACUGGAUUAACCAUCAUCCGGAUCUACCAAAAAAUGCAAUACAUAGUUCUGGAAUACGGCAAACUUGGAGUCUCAGACCAGAGGUCAUGGGAUAAUUACAACCCUAUAUUUGAAGAAAUCGUCACGCUUGCCGCUUCUGUGGUUGACAGCGCGCAAGGUAUCGAAUGUCUGUCUCUAUCACCAUCUCAACUGGCAGAGCUGUCUCAGAACGGUCGUUUAAAACCCUCUUUCUCCCUUGAUAUGGGCAUCAUCGCUCCGGUUUACAAUGUUGCCACCCUAUGCCGAGAUCCUGUUAUCCGUCGGAAGGCACUUUCUGUGCUUCGCUCGAUGUCGCGACAAGAGGGUGUUUUCAAUAGUCAUGCUUGUGCCUUAGUUGCAGAGCAGGCAAUCGCCAUUGAAGAAAGGAUGGCUUCGGGGAUGGCAUUGAACCAUCAGAAUGAGAGAUCUCUCCUGAUGCUCUUGCCCGGGACGAGGCCGUCCUGGCAAAGUGAAGCCACUGAAAUUGCUCACAGCGACGAGGUUCCUGACUCGGCUCGUCUGACAUACAUCCACCCGACUAUUAAGAUUGCUGACAAAAAUGUGUGUUUGACCAUCGGUCAACAAGGCAAGCACAUGGACAUCCCUGUACCUGCAUUGACUGCCAUGCUGGACCUAGUAACAUUGUGAUGGGCUGGCCGGCGUACGCUUCGUUUCACCAACAGGAGCCAUUAACAAUAUCACGACUGCCUCUUAUCAGGUGGAGUGGAAGGUACGAGCUUGGACCAUAUGAAAACAGCCUCACUAGGUUUGACUGUUAAAUCAAACCGUGAUGUGCAAUAUAU
Molecule: messenger RNA, 1546 nt
Organism: Aspergillus candidus
Lineage: Eukaryota; Fungi; Ascomycota; Eurotiomycetes; Eurotiales; Aspergillaceae
Exons: 3
Coding region: 237-1391 (384 amino acids)
Source: RefSeq, a predicted model, not a curated record